GGGUUAAUCGAGGAGACAGGAAUUGAGGGACCUAAGAGAUUUGUACAAGUAUAACAACAUCAUAACAGCGCCGUCAUUCUACUUCCGUCAAUUUCUUCCAAGGUUUCUUUACGCGUUCCUUUGGGCCAUACAUUUUGGCCAUGGAAACCCCAUCGACUAAAUCCACGCUUCCGCUUUCCGAGAUCGCACCAAUUCAUCAUAAUCAUACAGAACAGAACAUAGCAAACCUCAUAGAAGCUAUUUGCGGCAUUGAUUUUUCACGAGACAUCGACAAUUGCACAUCCAAAUCGAGAACUAGACAUUCUCCAGCCAAGAAUGAUGAGAGACCAGCUGCAGUGCUCUAUCCUAAGACAACCGCCGAGGUUUCUAAGGUAGUCAAGGCCUGCCAUGAGCGAGACAUUGCAGUCACAUCAUUCGGUGGUGGUACAAGCCUUGGUGGGGCUUUGACAGCGACGAGAGGCGGCAUUUGCAUCGACUUCAAGUACAUGGACAAGGUGGUAGAAGUCCACGAAGACGACUUGGAUGUGGUAGUGCAGCCGAAUGUGGGAUGGGUAGAGUUGAAUCAGAUGCUGGAGGGAAAGGGCCUGUUCUUCCCACCAGAUCCGGCUCCAGGAGCGAAAAUUGGAGGAAUGAUUGCAAUGUCUUGCUCUGGCACCAACGCAUACCGCUACGGGACAAUGAAAGAUUGGGUCAUCUCUCUGACACUUGUGCUUGCAGACGGAACUGUAGUCAAGACGCGGAAUCGGCCAAGAAAGUCCUCAGCGGGAUACGAUCUUACGCAUCUUAUCAUUGGCUCUGAAGGCACCCUGGCAUUGGUAACUGAAGCUGUUCUGAAAGUCACAGCGCUUCCGCAGAAUCUCCACGUCGGAAUGGCGAGCUUUGGAUCUCUGCAAGAUGGGGUCGACGUGGCAGUAAAAAUCCUGAAGAGCGGUCAUUUGCUAGAGGCCAUUGAAUUUCUAGAUGGGCCUAGUAUGGGAGCAAUUGCACAAUCAGGUCUAAUAAGGGAGACCGUUGAAGUGGCACCAACAUUGUUCGUAAAGCUUGCAGGGUCGCCUCAGACUGUAAAGGAGCAGAUGCAGUUUGUCGCACAGUUAUUUUCUGAUCAUGGAGCGAAUAAGGUCGAGUUUUCUCAUGAGAGGAGAAGGAUCGAGGCUAUUUGGGGCGUUAGAAAAUGCCUUGCAAAUGCACUGGUCACCAUGAAGAACGACCCCAGUGACUUGUUCCUGCACACCGACGCCGCUGUCCCUAUUUCCAAGAUGGCUGAGCUCAUCCACAGAAGCGAGAAGAUUGUAAGAGGCAGCGCGGAAGGAAGAAACUGGUUUUGUGCAAGCGUUGGUCAUGUUGGUGACGGAAACGUUCACACUGCCAUUAUAUGCCCGCAGGACGCGAAAGGGGAAGCAGAGAAGCUGCUCUCUGGAGUGCAACGGCUUGCAUUGGAGCUUGACGGUACCAUUACAGGGGAACAUGGUGUUGGGUUGAAACUCACAGGGCUGCUCGCGGACGAAGUGGGCGAUAGUGGCGUGGAUCUCAUGAGGAAGAUUAAGUUGGCCUUGGAUCCUAAAUGUAUUCUCAAUCCUGAUAAAGUUGUGAGAUUGGAAAUGGACGUCUGA
Westerdykella ornata is the source of this 1610-nucleotide messenger RNA. RefSeq names its product D-lactate dehydrogenase. Gene Ontology annotation, molecular function: D-lactate dehydrogenase (cytochrome) activity; D-lactate dehydrogenase (NAD+) activity; FAD binding. Gene Ontology annotation, biological process: lactate catabolic process. The record is from RefSeq and is a predicted model, not a curated record. NCBI's taxonomy places the organism in Eukaryota, Fungi, Ascomycota, Dothideomycetes, Pleosporales, Sporormiaceae. Gene Ontology annotation, cellular component: mitochondrion. Bases 141 to 1610 code for a protein of 489 amino acids. The transcript has 3 exons.